This is a messenger RNA of Oldenlandia corymbosa var. corymbosa, 1169 nucleotides long. The record is from the annotation of a GenBank genome assembly. NCBI's taxonomy places the organism in Eukaryota, Viridiplantae, Streptophyta, Magnoliopsida, Gentianales, Rubiaceae.
CGCGCCAUAUCAAAUACAAGAGAAAAGGACAAUUAUCCUACCCAACACCUCUCCUUCAAUAUCAAAAACCCCUCCUAAUUCCUUCCUAAUGCCCUCAACCACAAUAAAGAUGCUUAAGAACAUAUUUACAUCCCAUGGGGGCUGUGGUUGUGGUAGGCCAAAGCCUAAAGAAGUGUUCCAACCAAAAUCGAAAUCGAAACCAGAACCGAAACCAGAUGUCGAAGCAAAAACUAGUUAUCAUCAUCCUUGCCACUUCUCUUCUUCAAGUUCUUGGGAAAGAGGUGUUGGAACAUACUCCAUUGACAACGAUGAUGAUCAGACUUCCACCUCACAUUCAUUCAACAAUGUUAGUACUGAUACUACUACAUCCACGAAGUGUUCGGAACGUGGUCAUCAAAUAAACCACGAUCCUAACAGUUGCUCGGUGGCGGAACCAGCUUUUGGGACAGGGGGUCAAUUCCCCAAAUUUGGAGAUAGUGUAGCAGUUCUCAAGGAUUCCGACGACCCUUAUCAAGAUUUCCGGCAAUCAAUGCUUCAAAUGAUUUUGGAGAAAGAAAUCUACACCAAAGAUGAUCUUCAAGAGCUUCUCAACUGCUUUCUUGAACUCAACUCAUCCUCUCACCAUAAGGUCAUUGUUCAAGCUUUCAUGGACAUAUGGAAUGGAGUCAUUCGUCUCAAAGAAGCCCAAAAUGCACAAGAAUCAUCAUGAUCAAUAAUAUCAAAUUCACUGCCUGAAAGUCUGGCAUAUAUAUUCAUAGAAUCUUUCGAUGCUGAGAAGGUAUUAUUGUUGGUCUAAUAGCAUAACUUCAUCAUAUUGAAAGAAGAGAGGUAAGAACUUUAAUGAGGUUGUGAUUUUUAUUAUUCUUAUUAUUUUUUUUGUGAAUUAUGUAAUGGAUUUUUUUCUUUUUUAAUUUGUAGAUAAGAUGGAAUAGAAGUUAUAUAUGCACUUAUAUUCAGUUUACAUUUCUUCUUCAAUGUCAAAUUUACUCUUUUGUUGCUCACUAGACCACUAGAGUUAUAGUUUCUUUCUCUUUAUCCUAAAAUCAUUUAGCUAGUUGACAAUAAUUCUAAGACGAAGAUAAUACCAAAAGUUUUGAAUUUCUUACUAAAUAACUACAUGUGGUAGGGUAGUGGUUGGCUAUAUAUCAUUGUUCUCCAUUAAUUUAUGC